AUGACACUAAGUGAGGGGGAGAAGAAAUACAUCCUGGAUAGUGUUAAUGAUGACUGCAGAAUCGAUGGAAGACAAAGGAAUAAUUACCGUCUCAUGCAGGUAGAGACAGAUGUCAUUGACCAUGCAAAUGGGUCGGCACGAUUGAGGAUAGGAGAGACGGAGGUCUUGGUGUGUGUCAAGGCAGAAUUAGAGACUCCUAAGCCAGAAACACCUGAUCGAGGUGCUAUACAGUUCUUCAUUGAUUGUUCAGCCAAUGCAAGCCCCCAGUUUGCUGGACGGGGAGGGAAUGAGCUGGCCAGUGAUAUUCAGAGCUGUCUGGAUCGUGCCUUCUCAUCCCCAUCUGUUCUGGACUACACUGCCCUCUGUGUUGAGCGAGGCCAUUUUUCAUGGACCCUCUUUGUAGAUAUCUUAAUACUGCAAUGUGGGGGUAAUUUGUACGAUGCGGUUUCAUUGGGUGUGAAAGCUGCUCUGUAUAAUACGGUCAUAGCAAAGGUUGCAGUGAAAUUCCUAGCCGAUAACAAGCCAGAGGUUGAAGUCUCCAGUGAUCCGUCUAAAGGGUUUAAGCUCGACGUGACGAAUGUGCCAUGUUUCAUGACAUUCCUGAGGAUUGGCAAUCAUUGUGUCUUGGAUCCUUCCCUGGAAGAGGAAUCAUGUGGGCAAGGCAGCCUGGUUGUAGGCAUAACGGUACAGGGCAUCGUGACUCAUGUGCGGAAAGUGGGUCCUGGCAGCUUCCAUCCAACAUCCAUGGAAGAUGCUUUAAAUACGGCAAAUGCGAUUGGGCCCUUGAUUCACAUGCAGCUCCUUUCCAAGCUCAAAGAAGAAACUGCUGACAAGAGAGGGUUUUUGAGAUAG
Darwinula stevensoni is the source of this 852-nucleotide messenger RNA. The record is from the annotation of a GenBank genome assembly. NCBI's taxonomy places the organism in Eukaryota, Metazoa, Arthropoda, Ostracoda, Podocopida, Darwinulidae.